GGUCUACAGGUUUUCCCUCUUUCCUUGUACUUGAUUGAUGAAGUAAAGUCCUUAAUUAGUAAGGAACUGUCCUCAUCUGGUUGUCUAGGUCUUAAUUGAAAGGAAAAAACAACAACCUGCAGACAUUAGGCCCUCCAUGAGUUUUACACCCCUGGUUUACAUUGUUUGACAGUGAAAUAGCUGAGAAGAAAUUCUAAUUUAGUUUGUGGACUUUGUUAUUUGUAAUGAGAUCAUCAUCUAAUUCCAUGUUUUUGAUUGGUCACUGUAACAGAUAUGGGACAAAGAAGAGGAGGGACUCUGAAGAUUCUGUUACUGUUGACACUCUGUCUGCAAGCCUUCACUGUUCAAUGCCAAGAUUCAGGGCAUCCCUCUGACCUGAGGAUAGUUCUGGUGGGGAAGACUGGAUCAGGGAAGAGUUCAACAGGAAACACCAUCCUGAGGAGGGAGGCGUUUAAAGUAGACUUCUCCCCUGAGUCUGUCACUGAUCACUGUGAGAAACAGAGUGGAGUGGUGGAUGGGAGGAAGAUUGAUGUCAUCGACACCCCGGGGCUCUAUGACACAACAAUGUCUAAAGAAGAGAUGAAAAGUGAAAUAGAAAAGGCCAUCUACAUGUCAGUCCCAGGACCCCACGCCUUCCUGCUGGUGAUCAGACUGGGGAGGUUCACAGAGGAGGAGAGGAACACUGUGAAGUGGAUCCAGGAGAACUUUGGAGAAGAAGCCUCAAUGUACACCAUCAUUCUGUUCACCGGAGGAGACCAGCUGGAAGACAAAUCAAUGGUGGACUUUCUAAGUGAGAGUGAGGAGCUUAUGAAACUCAUCAAGGUCUUUAAGGGCAGAAAUCAUGUCUUCAAUAAUAAAAAGAAGAAUGACAACACUCAGGUCCCAGAGAUGCUGAAGAAGAUAGAUGAGAUGGUGAUGAAGAAUGGAGGAAAACACUACACCAAUGAGAUGUACCAGGAGGUCCAGAGGAAGAUCGAAGAGGAGGAGGAGAGGAAGAGACAGGAGAAGAAGGAGAGAGAGGAGGAGGCGAAGAAGAAACAAGAGGAGGAGAUCAGAAAACGGGAAGAGAAGGCGAGAGAGGAGGAAAGGAAGAGACAGGAGGAGAAGAAGAAACAAGAGGAGGAGAUCAGAAAAUGGGUAGAGAAGGCGAGAGAGGAGGAGAGGAAGAGACAGGAGGAGGAGAAGAGAAAGGAGGAUAAGAAGAAACAUGAGGAGGAGAUCAGAAAACAGGUAGCAAAGGCGAGAGAGGAGGAGAGGACGAGACAGCAGAGGACGAGGAAGUCGUCGUCAAAUGGCUUUUUGGGAUUGUUAGCAACUGUUUUCACAGCGGUGGUAGCAGGACCAUUAGCAAUUCCAGUUGGAGCUGCUGUAUUUGCAAAUGAAUUAGCUGAACAUUUAGACGAUUUUGCAGCACAUAGCUUCAGCUCUCACAGUCACAACAGGGGACAAUUAACAGACACGUGCAACUACACUAAAACAGAGAUGGAACGAGGAAGAGGAGGGACUCUGAAGAUUCUGUUCCUGUUGACACUCUGUCUGCAAGCCUUCACAGGUCAAUGCCAAGAUUCAGGGCAUCCCUCUGACCUGAGGAUAGUUCUGGUGGGGAGGACUGGAUCAGGGAAGAGUGCAACAGGAAACACCAUCCUGGGGAGGGAGGGGUUUAAAGUGGGGGCUUCUCCAGUGUCUGUGACUACACAGAGUGAGAAACAGAGUGGGGAGGUGGAUGGGAGGAAGACUGAUGUCAUCGACACCCCGGGGCUCUAUGACACAACAAUGUCUAAAGAAGAGAUGAAAAGCGAGAUAGAAAAGUCCAUCUAUAUGUCAGUCCCAGGACCUCACGCCUUCCUGCUGGUGAUCAGACUGGGGGUGAGGUUCACAGAGGAGGAGAGGAACACUGUGAAGUGGAUCCAGGAGAACUUUGGAGAAGAAGCAUCAAAGUACAUCAUCAUUCUGUUCACACAUGGAGACCAGCUGGAGGACAUGUCAUUGGUGGACUUUCUAAGUGAGAGUGAGGAGCUUAUGAAACUCGUCAAGGUCUUUAAGGACAGAAAUCAUGUCUUCAAUAAUAAAAAGAAGAAUGACAACACUCAGGUCCCAGAGCUGCUGAAGAAGAUAGAUGAGAUGGUGAUGAAGAAUGGAGGAAAACACUACACCAAUGAGAAGUACCAGGAGGUUCAGAGGAAGAUCGAAGAAGAGGAGGAGCAGAAGAAGAAAAAGUGGGGGAUUAAUAAGAAUAAGUUACUGGACCUUUCGGGAAAGGCUGUGGGAAUGAUAGCAACUGGUGUCACAGCGUUGGUUUCAGGACCAGCAGCUAUCGCAGUUGGAGGUGCUGUAUUCUUAAGAGAUGUAUUUGACCUUUUUUACGAUUCUAAUUUCUCCACCCACCUGGGGCAUCUGCUAAGCAAAACCAGCAGGACCACUGCUUCAGGUCUCUGUGACAACAGGGGACAACAAUAUACAGAUCAGUGCAACACUAUAAUGGUAGAAAUGGAACGAAGAAGAGGAAGGAUUCUGUUCCUGUUGACACUCUGUCUGCAAUACUUCACUGGUCAAUGCCAAGUUUCAGGGCAGCUCUCUGACCUGAGGAUAGUUCUGGUGGGGAAGACUGGAUCAGGGAAGAGUGCAACAGGAAACACCAUCCUGGGGAGGGAGGGGUUUAAAGAAGACUCCUCCCCUGAGUCUGUUACCUCACACUGUAUGAAGCAGAGUGGAAUGGUGGCUGGAAAGAAGAUCAAUGUGAUUGACACACCAGGACUCUUUGACACAAAAUUGACUGAUACGGAAAUGAAAAGUGAAAUAGAAAAGGCCAUCUAUAUGUCAGUCCCAGGACCCCACGUCUUCCUGCUGGUGAUCAGACUGGGGGUAAGGUUUACAGAGGAGGAGCAGGACACUGUUAAGUGGAUCCAGGAGAACUUUGGAGAAGAAGCCUCAAUGUACACCAUCUUGCUGUUCACACAUGGAGAUCAACUGAAGGGAAAAUCAGUGGAGGAGUUUCUGGCUGAGAGCAAAGAGUUACGGAAACUCAUCAAUAUCUGUGGGGGCAGAUAUCACUCCCUAAUCAAUGACAAGAGAAAACACAACACUCAGGUCCCAGAGCUGCUGAAGAAGAUAGAUGAGAUGGUGAUGAAGAAUGGAGGAAAACACUACACCAACGAGAUGUACCAGGAGGCCCAGAUGAAGAUCAAAGAAGAGGAGGAGAGGAAUAAACAGGAAGAGGAUAAGAGAGAGAAAGAGAGGCAACAGAAGGAGAGAGAAAGGAUCAGAAGAGAAGAAAUAUUGUCUCGAUGCAAGAUAUCAGCAUUGGUCAGUUCGGCUGUAUUGGGGUGGGGAUACAAAUUCUCAUCUCCAUUGUGGUUAGCAGCAGGGUCUGUAUCAGCUGUUUUUGAAGGCUAUCAAUGCAUGGAUGCUUAUUUCAAUUGGGGUGGUUCUGACCCAAAAGAGCACGAGGAAUAGGAUUCCACCAUCUCAGAUUGUUCUGAAGUUAAGAUUAGUUUUCAAGCUAUUUUUUUUUGGGGGGGGGGGGGGGGAUAUAAUUUGAUCACUGAGAAAUUAAGCAAAUUGAUUGCACCCAAAUUGGCUAUUUUAAUUGAUAAGAUAUUCAAUAAAUAUACACUAUAUAUACAAAAGUAUGUGGACACCCCUUCAAAUGAGUGGUUUCG
This is a messenger RNA of Oncorhynchus nerka (sockeye salmon), 3659 nucleotides long. RefSeq lists its product as uncharacterized. The record is from RefSeq and is a predicted model, not a curated record. NCBI's taxonomy places the organism in Eukaryota, Metazoa, Chordata, Actinopteri, Salmoniformes, Salmonidae. Bases 274 to 3453 code for a protein of 1059 amino acids. The transcript is spliced from 8 exons. Gene Ontology annotation, molecular function: GTP binding.